Molecule: messenger RNA, 1011 nt
Organism: Haemonchus placei
Lineage: Eukaryota; Metazoa; Nematoda; Chromadorea; Rhabditida; Trichostrongylidae
Source: the annotation of a GenBank genome assembly
AUGCCAAGUACCAAUCUUCAUGAUCCCAUAUCAGGCAGAUAUAAAUUCGAUUUUGACAGUGACUUUGAUGAGGGAACCUCGUCUAGUGACUAUGCCUUCAACGAAGAAGAGGCGUACGAAGAAUGGAAUUACUUCGCCCAACGUGAAGCUCGUCAUAAUUUGAUGGAUGAAAGUGAUAGUGAAGAGGAACAGCGUCCUAGUAAACCUCUAGACAUUCGCUGUAAAGAACUACCCAAGAAAUUUCGACCCCAAAGUAGCCUGGAUUUCCUUCAGAACAUUGUGGCAAAAAAUUUGACUUCCGAUUCAAGGCACUACAUUCACACUCUCAGGCGAAUACAGCAGUAUAUGAUUCCUCUUGUACUCAAUGAGUUCACAUUUCUCGCAAUGGGACCGGCAGGUUCGGGAAAAACGACAGGCUAUUUACUCCCUUUAGUAAACAAGCUAGUGGAGCUGAAGGAAAUUGAGUUAUAUGGACGUAAGGGCCCAGCGGCUCUUAUCGUAACUCAUACAGAGAACAAGAUUAAACAUAUAAAGGAGCUCUGCAAUAGAUACUCUCGAGGUUCUUCUUUGGUGAAGUACUUCACGACUACGGAGGAACUGAACAGGCAAUCAUCGUUCAAUCCCAGCAUUGUUAUUGAUGUCAUUUGCGCGUCCGCAACAGUUAUGGUUGACGCGCUUGGUAAAUAUCAUGUACCUUUGAAAUGGGUCAAAUUUCUGGUUAUUGAAGAGUUUCACUUCUGCACAGAAGGAUCGGAAUACAAAGAGAAUUUAAUUGCGGUCAAAAAACUUCUUUCGAAUCAUGGAGUCACUCCGGUCUCCAUAUUCAUAUCUACGAUAGUGCCAGAAGAAAAGAUGAUCGAUAUAAACUUUAUGUUGGAAAUAGCGAACACUAGAGUGGCAAGACUGAUUGCUCCUCCAAUGAUGGAAGAGUUAUCCGUAUCUGUGCUACCUGUGAGUAUUCCUUCUUUCUGUUGUUACAUUAUGUAUUUUGGCUUACGUUCUAGGAGUUGA